ACGAGGGGGAGAGGGGUAAAUCACAAGGGAAGAACGCCUGCUUCCACCGUUACAUCCUCUCUUAUAUUUUCUUUAGGUUUCUCCUCUUCUGCUCUCUUUCUCUCUCUUUCUUUAUUUGCAUCUUAGUUACCUUUUCAAUGCUCUAGAAACGAAAAUUUUGAAGGUGCGUUGUUUUAUAAUGGUUUUCGGCUCUCGGUUUUGAAUUUUGCGAUCUGGGUUUUCGUGGGAAUUUUGUGUUUGUCGUUGUGAGAGAGGAAGCGGGAGGGGGUAGAAAUGGAGGACGGGAGGCUUUGUCAGUGGAGUGUUUUCAGAUCUCUUCUCGCAAUUGUCCAGUGGUGGAGUUUUAAUGUCACCGUCAUUAUCAUUAACAAAUGGAUCUUUCAGAAACUGGAUUUCAAGUUUCCUCUCUCAUUAUCAUGUGUUCACUUCAUAACGUCAUCAGUUGGAGCAUAUAUGGUAAUCAAAGUGCUAAAGCUUAAACCUCUAAUAGUGGUUGAUCCUGAAGAUCUCUGGAAAAGGAUAUUUCCCAUGUCUUUUGUAUUUUGCGUCAACAUAGUGCUGGGAAAUGUCAGUUUGCGCUACAUCCCAGUUUCUUUUAUGCAGACUAUAAAGUCAUUCACUCCUGCAACAACAGUUAUUUUACAGUGGCUAGUUUGGAGGAAGUACUUUGACUGGCGAAUUUGGGCCUCUUUGGUUCCUAUUGUCGGAGGAAUUCUGCUCACAUCUAUUACAGAACUUAGUUUUAAUAUGUUUGGAUUUUGUGCUGCCUUAUUUGGAUGUUUGGCCACUUCUACAAAGACUAUCCUUGCAGAAUCUCUGCUGCACGGUUACAAGUUUGACAGCAUAAACACCGUCUACUAUAUGGCACCUUUUGCGACCUUGAUCUUGGGAGUACCUGCAAUGUUACUCGAAGGUAAUGGCGUAAUGGAAUGGUUUCAGACGCAUCCCUCUCCCUGGCCAGCUCUCAUCAUUAUUUUCAGCUCUGGAGUGCUUGCUUUCUGUCUUAACUUCUCCAUCUUUUACGUGAUUCACUCAACUACUGCUGUCACAUUUAAUGUUGCUGGGAACCUUAAGGUAGCAGUUGCUGUGUUGAUUUCAUGGAUGAUAUUCAAAAACCCGAUUUCAGGUCUAAAUGCUGUUGGUUGUGGUAUCACACUUGUGGGAUGUACCGUUUACGGGUAUGUCCGACACAUGCUUGCUCAACAGCCACCUGGAACGCCUCGAACACCCCGGACGCCUAGGAACAGGAUGGAACAACUACUUCCCCUCGUCAAUAAUAAUGAUAAGUUAGAUGAUAAGGUCUAAUUUAGUUUGUUAUGCAUGGGGAUUCUUGGCUUCUGGAGAAUGGAUGAUACGAAGAAAUGGCAUCUGUUGGAAAGGUUGUUCUUAUCGUGUUGUGAGGCCUUACGUUAGAUUCACUAGGUUGGGAAGCUUUUUAACAUAUUUUCUUGUUUCUCAGAUACAAAAUUUAUUUUCUUACAUCUAUUUAUUUGUUAGAGUGCCUCGAAUAUUUAGAACAAGAAGUCAAUGAAAAUUUUAUUUAUUUUACUGUUAA
Hibiscus syriacus is the source of this 1555-nucleotide messenger RNA. RefSeq names its product UDP-galactose transporter 1-like. The record is from RefSeq and is a predicted model, not a curated record. Gene Ontology annotation, molecular function: antiporter activity. Lineage: Eukaryota; Viridiplantae; Streptophyta; Magnoliopsida; Malvales; Malvaceae. Gene Ontology annotation, cellular component: Golgi apparatus. The transcript has 5 exons. The coding region runs from base 274 to 1305 and encodes 343 amino acids.